UACUGUGUUUGUAACCUUGGUAACGGACAACUUCCUGUGGUGGGGUUCAAGCUGAAGAUGGCGGAGGAGAAUUCCCAAACGGAACUUCAGCUUCCUGUGGCCACUGAAGUUAAGAAGCCUAUCUCCAAAAAAGCACUGGAGCUGGCCAUUUUUGAAAGAAGGAACUGGCUGAUCCAUCUCCACUACAUCCGAAAAGACUAUGAAACCUGCAAGGCUGUUAUCAAAGAACAGCUACAGGAGUCCCAGGGAAUGUGUGAAUAUGCUGUUUAUGUCCAAGCUUUAAUAUUCCGUCUUGAAGGGAAGAUUCAAGAAUCCCUGGAGCUUUUUCAGACCUGUGCGAUUCUCAAUCCCCACAGUCCAGACAAUCUAAAACAAGUGGCCAGGUCACUGUUUCUGCUUGGUAAACACAAAGCUGCCAUUGAAGUUUACAACGAGGCCAUUAAGCUCAAUGAGAAUGACUGGGAGGUUUUCUAUAAUCUUGGUGUGUGCUAUAUGUACCUGAAGGAUUUUAAACAUGCAAAAGAGAAGAUGAAUUGUUCGCUGCAGCUGAAUAAACAUGACAUAACGUUCGUGAUGCUUGGGAAGAUCUGUCUACUGGAAGGGGACACAGCAAGUGCAAUUGAAGUGUACAAAAAGGCUGUGGAGUUUUCUCCUGAGAACACUGACCUUCUGACGACCCUUGGGUUACUCUACCUGCAGCUUGGAGCUUAUCAGAAGGCAUUUGAACACCUUGGGAAUGCUCUCACCUAUGAUCCCAACAACUACAAGGCUAUAUUGGCUGCAGGCAGCAUGAUGCAGACCCAUGGAGAUUUCGAUGUGGCCAUGAACAAGUACCGUGUUGCUGCCUCCGCCAUCCCGGAGAGCCCCCCAUUAUGGAACAACAUAGGAAUGUGUUUCUUUGGGAAGAAGAAAUAUGUAGCAGCAAUCAGCUGUUUGAAGCGAGCGAAUUACCUGUCUCCUUUCGACUGGAAGGUCUUGUAUAACCUGGGGUUGGUCCAUCUCACCAUGCAGCAGUAUGCUUCCUCCUUCCAUUUCCUGAGCGCAGCCAUCAACCUGAAUCCCAAGAUGGGAGAGCUCUUCAUGCUGCUGGCUGUGGCCCUGACCAACCUGGAGGAUCUUGAAAAUGCCAAAAGAUCAUACAAGCAAGCAGCUGCUCUGGACCAGUCCAAUCCGCUGAUCAGUAUGAACUAUGCCAUCUUCCAGUAUAACCAGGGCUUAAAGAAGGAAGCGCUGCAGCAGUUUCAGGAUAUGGAGAAGAGGGUGAACAAACUUAUUGAGAGCAACAGCAAUACUGAGUUUGAUCCUGAGUUGGUUGAUAUGGCUCUGAAGAUGGGAGCAGCCCUCCAGGUCGGGGAGAAUCUCGUUUGGACCAAGCCAACCAAGGACUCCAAAUCUAAGCAGCAAUCUGCCACCUCCAUCAAAUCCACCAGCUCUCAGCAGCCUUUGGGCACUAACAAGGCGUUAGGGCAGGCUAUGUCAUCCGCUGUUGGUUACAGCAAAAACAUGCAGCUGUCUGGAGGUGGUGCAGUCCCGAGCCAGCAGAAGCCCCCCUCUCUGCCCCUGGAACCAGAACCCAGUGCCGAGGUUGCCCCGGAGGAACCCACCUCCCCCACUGAAACCAAGGACAAGAAGAAAGAGAAGAGGAAAUCCAAGCCGCUGGCAGAGUAGAAAGCCACAUAUCCACAUCAAGGAACGUCCUAGUCUGCUGCACAGGAGUGGCUAGCAACAAGCCUUUUUUUUUUUUUUUUUUUUUUUGAAAAAAAGGAUCCUUGGUGUGAUUUGUUUUGCACUGAUGCAGUUAAUUAUUUAAUGUGCACAAUUCUGUACUGCGUCCAAUACUCACCUGCAAAUGUGGAAAGCAAGGCAGCCAUGUCAAAGUUAUAUAAAAAAAAAAGGAAAGUUAAAAACAUUAGACCCUUUUGCGCAGCCGAAUGGAGGAAUAAAUCUGUACAUUAAUGCUGGCUGCCAGAGUGGAUCUGUCAGGCAGAAAGAUUUACACAAUAAUUGUUGCUAGGUAUAUAGUACAGUAUUUUAUCAAUGGUUGUUUACAGGGUAUGGGUUUUUACCAGUCAGCUUUCUUAUUUAUUUUAACUUGUUGGUACACAAAAAUGAUUCUAACCAUUUAAAUGUGUAGCGAUUUUAAAACUAUUUCUUUCAUGGGACCAGUUUUUUUUUUUUUUUUAAUGCAAAAAAUUAAUCUAUUUUGUUUUAUAUAGUGUUCAAUUGUUCUACGUUUUCUGUCUAUAGAGGCAGUUAUUUUUAUUUGUAUGCUUACAAAUGUAUACAGGUGCAAAUGCCUGCCUUUAGUGUUUUAAAUACUAAAUGUCAAAUAAAUUAGAUAUAUUCAGUCAAUCGGUUCUAUUACACUAACCUGCUGUAUUUUAACACAUUAAAUAGUAACCUGGACAUUCUAGGAGGAAACAAUCAUUUUAAAAAAAUAAUCUGCUUCACAAAGUUGUAGUCCCAGUGAUUUUUAAAUGUGUGCAUUGAGGGGAUUCUUAAUGGACAGUGGUACAUUGCAGGUAUCUCUAGAUAUCUAUAGGUAUUUUUGUAAUUUUAGAUUUCAUUCCAGUUUUUAGUUUUUACCUAUUUCAUGGUUUAUCUGAAGAACAUUAAAUGCUUCAGGCGGUAAACUGCAUAUUUAUUUCAAGAGACUACUUACAUCUAUAUGCACCCUAUUCAUGGCAUUGUGUUGUAGCAAGAAAAAGCUUGAAGUUAUUUUCUUGUGAUAACUUUGUCUUUAUUAUUUUGUCAUGGCAGUGAAGCAUUGGGAAGUGGGAGGAUUCCUGGCAGAUGCAUCAUCUUUUCGGAUCUUGAGACUUAGAAAAAGCAUACACUGUUAACAAAAGCUUUAAGUUUAAAAGAAGAACUUUAUUGGACUCAAAUCUUAAAAUAAACAAAAAAACCCAGCAAACUUAAAUGCUCCCAUUAUGCAAGUAGAGGUUUAAGAUAUUCAACUAGUAUUAGCACCUUGAGACAGGACCAGCUACUCUUAACAGAAUAUCCUCCAGUUGUUUCAGGAUUAUAAAGAGAGGAUUACAUAGUCAUACUUUAGGAGACCAGCUUUAAGACAUUUUUAUAAAACCCCUUAAAGAAUUUAAAAUGGAAUAUUGGAUUUUUUGAAAAAAAGUGUUAUGCUUUGUACCAUUUUUAUUGCUGUUAUGCAAGACCAAAUUGCAUUUUAAAUUGAUUAUGUAUAUACUUUUCCACAAUGUUAUAUUGCACUCGUGUUGAAUAUUGCAAUACAAACAUUUUUCAUGGUGUUUCUUAAAUCCAGUAAGCCAGUCACAAACUGGAGACACUAAAUUUACCUAAAAGCAGUAGAUUGGCAAGUCAGGUAAUUAACCCAGUAAGUGAAUGUAGAAGCAUUACGGUUUAAAAAGCAAAAGGCUGGGACCCAGUACCAGACUGAGAUUGUCAGUUAACUCAAAUAAACUAGUUCCCAAGUUUUCCCUGUACCACUCAUCCAGGAUAUUUGCAAAGCCUGCAUCAAUCACAUCUAAAAUCCACUGUGCAUUUUAUUAUCUAUUUAAUUCUACUGUAACCAAACCAACUAAUAAAUUCAGAGAUGGUAAGGAAAUCAUUGUAACAUAUCAGAAGUUAUUUGAUAUGUCUGGCUAAUUCAACAAAUAACUCAGAUAUUUAAUCCAGACAAAGAGAAUUCAGUACUUGCCAAUAUUCAGUCACAGAGGCAUAUUCAGCAUUGCAUAGACAACCUUUAAGGCCCUGUCCACACUACAUAACCGAGAACCAUACUCGAAACUGUUCCAAUUAAUCCAGCUCAAAGUGUCCACACUGAAGUAUCGUUUCAUGUUUAGCCAGGUUUAAUGCAUCAAUACAGAAUUAGAAUAGUUCAUUUACAGUUCCUACCAGUGGAAAUUAACAUGAUAUAGUUUCCCACCAUGUACUAUUUUAUUUUAAAUGCUCCAUAUUAAUAGAGGUCCAUAUUGCUAAAAAGAAAUAAAACAAGUAUUUUGUAAAAAGUAAAUGUGAACACACACAAGUUGGGCUUGAAGUUUUCAGGUUUUAUUUUUACUCAGUUAAACAAAUGGAGCCGAUUCUGUUUCAUAAUUAAAAACUCAGAAAAAAAGCUGUUCAUUACAAAACAAUCUAUGUUUUUACCGUCAUAUCUUGCCUGAGCCUAAUUCUGGUCCCUUUAAUUUAUUUCAAACAGAGCUGAUAAAUUACGUGAACUGUUCAUCCCCGAUCCUACUUUUAACUCGCAUUGCAUUUUUGCAGUCCCUAAGUUAACGUUGUGCUUUUGUUAUUUUCCCCACUAGUUUAACAGUGAUGUCCUAACAGAUUUUUUAUUUCAAGCAUAAAAAUGAAUAUCUAGUGUGGAGUGUACUCUGACAGCAAGUCCUUCUGGUGCCUGUUCUGCAGAUUUUACCAAACAUAUCACAAAGCAUUAUGGGAUAUUGGAGGAUACACAAAAAAUGCAGUUUGGUAUUACAGCGUCCGCACUUCUGACAAACCGCACUACCUGAUGCGAUCUAAUUUCAAACCACACUCGAGACUACCCCCCGAGGUGGUCUUGAGUCCGGUUCUCGAGUACGGUAUUAAACGCUGCAUAGUGUGGACGCCAACCAUAUUUAGCACUUUUAACCAGGUUUAAAAGGCAA
Polyodon spathula (Mississippi paddlefish) is the source of this 4622-nucleotide messenger RNA. RefSeq names its product Bardet-Biedl syndrome 4 protein-like. Gene Ontology annotation, biological process: protein localization to cilium; cilium assembly. The record is from RefSeq and is a predicted model, not a curated record. Gene Ontology annotation, molecular function: protein binding. Gene Ontology annotation, cellular component: ciliary basal body. The coding region runs from base 58 to 1668 and encodes 536 amino acids. NCBI's taxonomy places the organism in Eukaryota, Metazoa, Chordata, Actinopteri, Acipenseriformes, Polyodontidae. The transcript is spliced from 16 exons.